This is a messenger RNA of Castor canadensis (American beaver), 4645 nucleotides long. RefSeq names its product kelch like family member 21 (gene Klhl21). Gene Ontology annotation, molecular function: protein binding. Gene Ontology annotation, biological process: protein ubiquitination. Lineage: Eukaryota; Metazoa; Chordata; Mammalia; Rodentia; Castoridae. The record is from RefSeq and is a predicted model, not a curated record.
GCGGGUCUGAUGGCUCCCGGCUCUAUGACUGUGUGUGGAGGUACAACUCAAGUGUGAACGAGUGGACAGAGGUGGCACCCAUGCUGAAGGCCCGAGAGUACCACAGCUCCUCUGUGCUGGAUGGACUGCUCUAUGUGGUAGCUGCUGACAGCACAGAACGCUAUGACCACACCACCGACUCCUGGGAGGCCCUGCAGCCUAUGACUUACCCCAUGGACAAUUGCUCCACCACUGCCUGCCGCGGCCGGCUGUAUGCCAUCGGCUCGCUGGCCGGCAAGGAGACCAUGGUGAUGCAGUGUUACCACCCAGACACAGACCUGUGGUCGCUGGUGGACUGUGGCCAGCUCCCCCCCUGGUCCUUUGCACCCAAGACUGUGACUCUGAAUGGACUCAUGUACUUUGUCAGGGACGACUCUGCGGAGGUGGACGUGUAUAACCCCACAAAGAAUGAAUGGGACAAGAUCCCAGCGAUGAAUCAGGUGCAUGUAGGGGGCAGCCUGGCUGUCCUAGGAGGGAAGCUGUACGUGUCAGGAGGAUAUGACAAUACGUUUGAACUUUCGGACGUGGUGGAGGCCUAUGACCCCGAGACCCGGGCUUGGAGUGUGGUAGGGAGGCUCCCAGAGCCCACCUUCUGGCAUGGCAGCGUCAGCAUCUUCCGACAGUUCAUGCCACAGACUGCUGUGGGCGGGCGUGGCUUUGAGCUGGACAGGGGCAGCAAUGAUGUGGACGCAGGCCGACACCGGCCACCACAGAACCCUGACGAGCUGCACUAGCCCCGGCCUGGCCCAGGGAGGGCCUUGGUGCCGGGAACCCAGCACCUGCGGGGGAGUGACCCCCUCCUUCAUGUCCAGGACAUGUGGGGUGACAGGCAGAGCUCUGGGGUGCUGAGUGAGACCCAGGAUCUGUCAUGUGGAAGGUUUCUGUACAAUUCAAGCCAAACCACAACUUCUGGAGCCAAAGCUGGUUGUAAGUGCCCCUCUCCUGGUCAAAGAAGAGCUGUUUCCCUGCCAGCAUGUGCCUCUGGCUUCCAGAGGUCACCCUCAACUUGUGGCACCAGCUCGCCCAGGCAGCACACCUUCCUGCUGCUACCACCUAUACCUGUUCACUCCCACCAUGGGAGCAGAGGGUAAGGGUCCUCCUGUGAGAGUCUGAGUGGCCUGGAGCAUCAGGGACCAAGCAGACAAUGGCUGCAGUGGAGUCCUAAACCCCAUGUCCAUCCAGUGUGGGGUGUCUGCUUGCCUAGCUUCUUGUCUCUGCUGGGGUCUUGCCAGACAGUGCUGGGACAAGCUGAGUGUCAGGUAGGAGGGAUCCCAAGGUCCCAGUGAGUUUUGUGUUUCCAGAGGACAUGGCCAUGGCAAAUGCUGGAUCUCUCCAUUCUACCAAGCCAGUAUGUCCUCACCCAGCAAGGAGACCUUCCCUAGGACCUUGUUCCAAGUGGGCGGAGGAGAGGGCAACAACUGCAGAGCAAGGUUCCAGUUCCUUGCUGGGAGUCUCAGUGGCGCCCUGCCAGGCAGACAGCUGCUGGGCCUGGAGUGAAGGAUUCUUCUAAAGGAAGGCCUGGUGGCCAUGACUGCAGGUUGGUUCCAUGUUGGAAAUGCUUGCAGUCUGACCUUUAAAAGACGGGGUAAGGGGCCUGGGGUGUGAGACAGGUGGGCUUUGCCUGACUUUCAGAGCCCAGUGGGGCUGACCUGGACCCAAGGAGCUCAGACCUGAUGAGGUGGAAUUUGCAGUGUGGGGAGUGCCUGGUUUUCUCACAGAAGCAUGAGCUUUUCACAGGUUGGGGGUUCAGGUCCUUCAAGGUACCCUAAGUGGCCUCUCCGAAUUUAUCAUCCUCUCCCUUUUCAGGAAGAGGGCAUUAGGACUGUUGUUUGCUUGCUCAGGUAAAAUGAAAGCAAAUGUUUGGAGUUGCCUUGUCCUAGUAAGCCAACUAGCACAGGCUGAGUUCUCACCAGGAACAUAACGGUCUCUACGCCAUCACUUAAGUUGUAUCUAAAACCCUCUUGGCUAGAUGGCAGGGGUUGUUGCCUUAAUUUGCCAGGCAGACAGCCUUGCUUGCCUGUGCCUUUGUUCAGUGUCAGGCACUGCAGAUGUCAUCACAUUAGAAAACUGUUCUAGAACACAGCUGGUGCCAGGCGCUGGGGAAAGGCUGGGGGUGAAGGGGCACCAUCUGCUUUGGUCUCCUGGGGUGAGCGUGUGCAUUGAUGCCCCAGACACCGCAGCUUACUUUGUACCCAGGCCUGUCUCCAGGUACAGACAGCCCAGUCCUCCCCUCACCCUUCCUUUCCUUGGCCACGUGAACUCCCUCAGGGAGCUCCCCUGCCCCUAGAAAAGUGCCUCCCACACUGUCACCUAACUUUAUGGAGCGCUGCUGAGGCCAUGGUGGGAAAGGAAGGUAUCAGUGCACUAUAGGAUGGCUUGUCUCUCACCAGCAGUUGGGGCUUAGUGGGGUGGGACUCUGAACUCGGGGCCAGAGAAAAUACCCUAUCUAGUCUGCUUAGGGACAUGUCAGGUCGUCCCUGAGGCAGGCUGGAGAUCUCCCAGAAGUAGUUCUGGAUUCCUGCUCUCUACUGCUUCACUGUAACCUGCAGCUAGGUUACCCCACUAUCGUGGUGGCCACUCACAUGGGGGCCUGUGCAGGAGAGAUGGGCUUGUGUUUGCAUUCCUCUGCAUGUGUGCUCCAGAGCUAUCCAGGCCUCCACCCCUAGGACCCCAUCUUUGGGUUUAAAAGACUAAGGAUAGAGAGGAGCAGAGGCUAGCCUCAACCACAGCAGGUCCCUCCGGCCUGUAGACACAGCUGGGAUUCUAGGAUGAAGCCACUCUGUUCUGGCCUCCUCUUUGCCAUGGAUUCUGAGCUGCAUCAUCCCCACCACUUACAGAGGUCUCUAUGGUGACUCUGGAACAGAGAACAGAUGCCAGGCCACUUGGGGAUAGGACACUCUACGUGGCACCUGUACAGAACUCUUACCUGUCAGGACAAUUAAGUUAUGAAGAUUCAGUAAAUAGUAUUUAAUGCCGGUCUAUAAGGUACUCUAUAUUUAUGACUGCAGAGACUGUGUAUGAAGGGCACCUCCCUCCCAUGUCCAGCAUCUAGUCAUACCACAGGGUGGGGCAGGUUUGGGAUUUUUGUCUAUUCUGUAGGCUUACAUGUCCAGAAUCCUGUCUUAAGUUUUAAGAUGCCUUCAAUACUUUUUGAAAUAAAAAUACUUCCUAUGCAUUUAGUGUCAUUGCCCCUAUCCUUCUGCUGCUGUCUUCUGGGAAUCUUUGUGCGGAGGCCAGCAUUUUUUGGGUAACAGGAGCAGAGCGGGGAGUCGUGGUGUGGACAGGUUUGAGCCUAGGGUCUGAGGGGGCUGGUGUUUUACAAAGGCAGAGUGGUAAAUUGCUGUCUGCUGUGGGUUGGAUCUUGGACCUGGGGAGGUAGGGCCUUUCAGAUAAAGGCGGAUCCCCAAACAGGCCAUAAGUUCCCAUGAGCAAUCAAGCUCGGACUAUUUCUCACACCUGCAGAACCUGUCAACCUGAGGAGAGGCUGGUUCCUGGGCUAGACGGGGGAAAACAGGCUAACUUUUGGGUAGUGGUUUUGCAGUCCUGGGGGGUAGAACCCAUGGCCUCACAUAAAUGCUAAGUGAGCGCUCUACCACUGAGUCACACUCCAACUUGAGUUUCCCUUUUACUUUUUGGUGGUACUGGGGUUUGAACUCAGGGCCUCAAGCUUGCUAGGCACUACUCUAACCUCUUGAGCCACCCCGAAAGCCUUUUUUUGUGAUAGGUUUUCUCGACAGCAGGUUUUGCAAACUAUUUGCCCAGGCUGGCUUCAAAACUCAAUCCUCCUAAUCUCUGCCUCCUGAGUAGCUAGGAUUGCAGGCGUGAGCCACUGAUGCCUGGCAGUCUCCCUUUUUAAUUUCCUUUCCAAAACACCUGAAACUGCUCAUUACCUAUUAGGAAAGUAAGUCAAACCUGGGGUGGCAAUUACUGUACUUGAAUACCAUCUUUACUUCUGAGCUCCCAAUGGUCAAGGAAUAAAAGGAAAGAUGGGUAGAUGGAUCUGAGUCUAAAACAUUUUCCUGGCCUCCAACCCUAGAAGGAAUUUAGCACUGGUGGCAAGGCAGCAUAGCCUUGCAGGGAUCCCUCUAGGAUAAGAUUUUAAGCAGGACCUAACUCUGAAGACAGUGGGGUUGUGACUAGCAUUAGCACUGAUCGAACCUACUCUUUGUGGGGCAGUUUCAAACUGUCCGAAGGUUCUUUGACAUCCCUCUUAACCUGGGGAGUGGCGUGUGACAAUCUCAACCAACAGGAUAGGCAGAGGUAAAGCCACGUGACUUCCAGGGGGAGGUCAUAAAAAGCCCUUGUAGCUUGGGCCUUCAGGAUAUUUACUUUUGGAAUUCAGCCACCAUGCUGUGAAGAAGCUCCAACAACCCACCCCAAACAAGCUUGCCCGGCAUGUGAGUAAGUCAUCCUGAGAACAGAUCCCUAGGCCCUAAUUUUGUAGUAGUUUAUGACCCACUGAGCUUUCUCAUUUAAUCCUUUGUGAAGCAUGCACAGAGCAUGCUGCUAAUUCCAUUAAAAGGCAGAGAUGAGUCAGAUGCCAGUGGCUCACGCCUGUAAUCCUCGCUACUCAUCAGGCAGAGAUCAGGAGGAUCACAGUUUGAAG